Molecule: messenger RNA, 1110 nt
Organism: Benincasa hispida (wax gourd)
Lineage: Eukaryota; Viridiplantae; Streptophyta; Magnoliopsida; Cucurbitales; Cucurbitaceae
Source: RefSeq, a predicted model, not a curated record
AUGGGAUUGUAUAGGAAAACUGCCUUUGGUCCACUGUUGGAUAUAGAUCUUGUUUUUAAUGGACAACUUCUGCACCACUUUCUGUUAGGGAGGUUGUGGCCGACCAGGGAAACAAUAGAAAGAGGAAUAAGCGGUGAAAGCCUGCGAGAACUCAUUCUUGGACCGAAGGACCCAAAUAAAAAGAAGAGUUCUUGCAAGGAUGUAAAGACCGCAUUCAAGAAGUUCAAUUUUAAUAAUGACGAAGAUGCUGUCAAGGUUGUAUUGGCACUAUUCAUCGAAACGGUAAUGAUUGGAAAAGACAAGAAAACCCAAUUCAAUGUGAAUGUAUUUGGGAUUGUCAAUGACCUUGAAGUCUUUGUACAUUACAAAUGGCCUUCUCUUUUUUAUAAACGUACAUUGAAUAGCAUGAAGACUAUCAUGCAUGGGAAGAAGGAGGAUAGUAAUAAUAUAAGGACUCAUCAUGAAGAUAGGGAUAAUAAUGAGGAAAUUUCUCAUGAUGAUAGUAAUGAUGAUGUGGAGGGUCCAAUUGUCAAUGAACAUCCAGUUCAUCAGACUGCUGAAGAAAUACAUGAACUCCCCACUCAAGCGUUCAAUCUUAGAGGCCAUUUCGAUUCGGAUUCAGCCCAGAGUGCUUUGAUGAAGCCAGGGGGAAUUGCUUCUAAGAUCCGAUCAGAAGGUUUUGAAAUGGAGGAUGGUAAUGUGGCAGAAUACAAGCCAACAUGGACAGAUGUUGACUUCGUAUUUAGGCCAAUCAACAUCAAACAACACUGGCUUAUGCUUGCCAUCGAUCUGGAGAGGUGCACAAUCUUUGUAUUUGACUCUAUGCCGAACUACAUUGGUAGCGACAUAGUUGAUAGUUAUCUUCAACUUGUGGUCAGAGCAAUACCUUCGAUGUUGAUUCCUAUCCAAUUUGACAUUCAACAUAAAAGGUUAAAGUACGGACAAUGGGAAGUGAAGAGAUCGAAGGUAACCCUCCAAGAGGGCAUGUCUCUAGACUGUGGCGUUUUUUGUGCUAAAUUUAUGGAAUAUUGUGUAACUAGUAUUGAUAAGGCUAGCUUAACACAGACUAAUAUGGCAUUGUAUAGGAAACAAUACGUUGCCCAGUUGUAG